Molecule: messenger RNA, 1388 nt
Organism: Malus domestica (apple)
Lineage: Eukaryota; Viridiplantae; Streptophyta; Magnoliopsida; Rosales; Rosaceae
Cellular component (GO): mitochondrion
Molecular function (GO): protein-containing complex binding
Source: RefSeq, a predicted model, not a curated record
UUGUCUGUAAAAGAAGAAGCUACAGACUUUCCGGUUACUUGCGCUCCGGGCAUUUUCCGAGAAAGCAAAUUGAAGAACCAAAAUUCAAGAAACCCUAGAAAAAAGGGGACUGUGUGUAACCGCGAAUUCGAAAAAAUGAGGACGGUCGUCUGGCGGUUGAUCCAUACAAGAUCAUCACUUCCCAGGCUCUUUGUAUCGGAUGCACCGAAGAAUGGUAGGUAUCUGACAACAGACUCUGAUAAGGUUGAUGAACCCUUCAAAGUUGAGGAAGCAGAGACUGUAAACACUCCCCCUCCGCCAACUGAGAAGUUGCUUGUCUUGGGUGGAAAUGGAUUUGUUGGCUCACAUGUUUGUAGAGAAGCUUUGGAGCGGGGCUUGUCUGUCACUAGCCUUAGCAGGUCUGGUAGGUCAAAAUUACAUGAUUCAUGGGCCGACAGUAUGACCUGGCAUCAAGGAAACCUUCUAUCGCCUGAGUCAUGGAAGGAUGCCCUCGAUGGUGUCACGUCUGUGAUAUCCUGUGUUGGUGGGUUUGGCUCCAAUUCUUACAUGUAUAAGAUUAAUGGGACUGCUAACAUCAAUGCAAUUAGAGCUGCCGCUGAACAAGGUGUGAAAAGAUUUGUUUAUAUCUCUGCUGCUGAUUUUGGCUUGGCAAAUUACUUAUUGCGGGGAUAUUAUGAGGGAAAGAGAGCUGCAGAGACAGAGCUACUAACCAAAUUCCCUUACGGAGGAGUGAUUUUGAGGCCUGGAUUUAUUUAUGGGACUCGAAGCGUUGGCAGCGUAAAGUUACCUCUCGGUGUAAUUGGUUAUCCACUUGAGAUGCUAUUUCAAUAUACAAGACCUCUGAGCCAGCUUCCGCUUGUUGGGCCUCUCUUUACUCCUCCAGUGAAUGUCACCUCCGUGGCAAAUGUUGCCGUUACAGCAGCUACUGAUCCCGUCUUCCCUCCUGGGAUCGUAGAUGUCCAAGGGAUCCAGCGUUAUACCCAGAAGAAGUAGACGCCCUUUCAUUUUUGUUUGGUUCGUCAGUGCAGACUGCAGAGUGUGAUGUAAAGGUGUCAAAGUCUUUUUCGUGAAGAUCCUGGUUUUUCUCUGUUAACCGGAAUCUUGAUACGAAGAUUACAUCGGGGGUUUUUUUUAAUAACGUGUGAAAAGUAGAGAUUUACUAGUUCAAUAAUUUCUUUCCCAGCUGAACAUGUUAAAAGUUUGGCUGGAAGAGGGUGGCCGCUACUUUUCAUUCACUUGAUUUAUCAGUGUGUAUCUUGGUCCCUUGCAACCUGGGAUUAAUAGCAAAGUCCGAUCCUCAGAUUUUUAUAGAAUUGGUAUUAGUACCUCAAAAUAUUCAUCUGUGUUGCUUCUCUUAUUUGGGUGACAUAAGAGCUCGUGUUUUUAUU